Lycium ferocissimum is the source of this 552-nucleotide messenger RNA. Its product is annotated as photosystem II 5 kDa protein, chloroplastic-like. Bases 71 to 409 code for a protein of 112 amino acids. The record is from RefSeq and is a predicted model, not a curated record. The transcript has a single exon. Lineage: Eukaryota; Viridiplantae; Streptophyta; Magnoliopsida; Solanales; Solanaceae.
UUAUUUUUAACACACUCCAAACCGUUUCUCUUUGCACAAGAAAUCAAGUAGUAAAAUUGAGUUGAUCAAAAUGGCUUCAAUGACAAUGACAACCUCAUUGGCCGGCGGUUCCGUCGCGGCCCUGACCAAAGCCCCGGCCGCGACUAACCGCCCUAGGGUUGUUAUGGUAAAAGCAAGUUCAAAAGUGCCCGAGGCAGAAAAUGUUGUAAUGAGCAACAAGAAUGAGACCACCAAUAACAGUGGUCGAAGGGAGUUGUUCUUUGCCAUGGCGGCCGCUGCAGCCUGUUCUGUUGCAGGGGCCGCCAUGGCUGAGGACGAGCCGAAGCGCGGCUCGCCCGAGGCCAAGAAGAAGUACUAUCAAGUUUGUGUUUCAAACCCAACUGCUAGAAUUUGCCGUGAUGCAACUUAGAGGGCAAGUGUUUAAUUUGUCUUUAUUCUUAAUUUCUUGUACUUAUGCUAUGGUUUUUGUUAAUGUGAAAAAUGAACAAAUAAUUAAGACUUUGUAAAAGCUUUCUCAUGCAAUUCUAGUAUUUCGAUUUCCCUUCUACUGAA